UGAAUAUACCUUCAGUUAGUCUUUCACUUCUUGUAUUAUGGGCUGGUAGCGUACAGCGUUUAUUUUCAUAUCUCUCGCUUUCCCCCCAACAUGGCACCAUAUGCUUAACUUCCCCGCAGCUGCUUUUCAUAUUGUCAGAUCUGAGCGUUCACUCAAGCGUCUUUUUACUAUUUGGAGCUUUGGCGAUUCAUGCGCAGCACUAGCCUUGUCUCCGCCGUUUACCAACGUUAGUCGACCUAACUUCAUUUCAGAGAGGGAGCGUGUAUUUGGCUUCAGAAAUGCAGUCGAAGCUGGAGUAAGGGGCAAGCUGCAAACGAGACACGGAUGGAGGAACAUGUCUACGGCUGGUCUAUUAAGUUGCAGCAACUAGCUGCGUGUGGAGUAGUAGCAUGUACAGACAUUUUAUGAUACCUUUUGCUCCUCUAGAUGUCGUGCCGCCUGUUGCUGAAAAUCUAGUGACUAAGCAAUUCGACCUGAAAGCAAACAUAGUUA
Molecule: messenger RNA, 492 nt
Organism: Cucurbitaria berberidis CBS 394.84
Lineage: Eukaryota; Fungi; Ascomycota; Dothideomycetes; Pleosporales; Cucurbitariaceae
Exons: 1
Coding region: 101-370 (89 amino acids)
Source: RefSeq, a predicted model, not a curated record